AUGUCUGUUGCUACAUUGAUCGCUAGUCACAACUCAGGUGAUAAUUGGGUCUUGAACUUGAAUCACUUGAAAAACCACGGGCUUGUUAGCUCUUUAAGUGAUGGUUCAUUGAAAUUAUACCCAUUGAAUGUUAAUCAAGAUAGAAAUUUUGCACCAAUUAGAACUAUUCAAGCUCAUAAUUCAUCAAUUAACGCUUCAAGAUCUGUUGAUGGUGAAAAUUUAAUUGGGACUGCAUCAACUGAUGGGAUCAAAAUUUUUGAUUUAAGAAACAGUAAUGAUUCACCAGUUGCAGUUUUCAAUAAUCAAAGAAAUAUACCAUUUCUUUCAUUAGACUUUAAAAAUAAUUAUGUUGCCGGUGGUACUGAAUUGAAACAAGCUGAUGCUGAAUUACAUAUAUGGGAUUUGAGAAAUAAGGAAAUAGUACGAUCAUUUGUCGAUUCUCAUCAUGAUGAUAUUACAGAAAUAAAAUUCCAUCCAACUGAUGAUUCAAUGUUAUUAAGUGGUUCUACUGAUGAUUAUGUUAAUAUUUAUGAUUUAAAUAUUCCAGAUGAAGAUGAUGCAUUACAUCAAGUUAUUAAUUUCAAUUCAAUCCAUUCAGCAGGUUGGUUAUCACCAACAAGAAUAUAUACUUUAUCACACAUGGAAACAUUUGCAAUUCAUGAAUUGAAUGAUAAAAGUGAUGAUUUACAUGAGCCAAAGCCAGUUGAAUUUGGUGAUAUUAGAGAACCAUGGGAUUGUGAAUAUGUUGUUGAUGUGUAUCCAGGAUUCAUUGCAACUGGUUCAAAUUCUAAAGCUAACGCUAGAUUAUAUCCAUUCAUAAAUGAACAAAUAAACUUAGACACUCCAAUUAAGUUAAAUGGUGCACAUGGUGAAGAAGUUGUUAGAACAGUAUAUUGUCCACCAAAUAGUAACUUAAUAUAUACUGGUGGUGAAGAUGGUAAUUUAAGAAUUUGGAAAUCUGAUAUUGAAUUGAAUGCACCAGAAUCAUUUUUCCAAUUAUCUGGUGCUCAAUCAUCUACAACAACCACUGAAGAUAAGGAUGUUGAAAUGGAAGUAGAUACACCAGAAGAAACACCAGAAACUGCAUCAACAAGUUCAUCAUCAUCAGAGGACGAAGAUGAAGAGUUAGAAGGAAAGAAGAGAAAGAAGAAGGAAAAGAAAGAGAAGAAGGAAAAGAAAGAAAAGAAGGAUAAAAAGGAUAAGAAAGAAAAGAAGGAAAAGAAAGAAAAGAAGGAUAAAGGUGAAAAGAAAGACAAGAAAGAUAAAAAGGAUAAGAAGGAUAAGAAACCUAAGAGUGAGAAGAAAUCCAAAAAGGAUCACAGAUUCAAGCCAUAUUAA
Molecule: messenger RNA, 1338 nt
Organism: Hansenula ciferrii
Lineage: Eukaryota; Fungi; Ascomycota; Saccharomycetes; Phaffomycetales; Wickerhamomycetaceae
Exons: 1
Coding region: 1-1338 (445 amino acids)
Molecular function (GO): protein binding
Source: RefSeq, a predicted model, not a curated record